GUUUAGGAAUGACAUCACAUCACUAGUACAUUAGAAAAACAUGGCGUUCUUGACGCGUACUUUAUGCUUUUGAGUAUAAUUUCGAGUAAAAAAUUAAAAAUUGAGUUUGUUAUACUCUACUUGAGUGUUAUUCCGCUGUAACUUGUUAAUCGCGUGUAAAUAAAGGCAUAUAUUAUCUUCUCAGUGGCUACUGCGCAGGCGUGUACGAUGUCGUGGCGAGGCCGUGACGAGAGGAACACGAGGUGGGGCGACGACGACAGGUGGGCGGAGGGCAGGCCGCGCUCGCCCGUGUGGGAGUCGCGGCGGAGCGCGAGCCCCGAGCGUCGGGAGCCGCGCGCCGAGCGCCACCACCACGAUCGCUUCGACCGCGACCGCGACCGCUACGACCGCGAUAGGGACGAGGACCGCGAGCGCCGCGACCGCUACCGUCGCGAGCGGUACGACAGACCCCGCGACCGCGACCGCCGCCGGUCGCCCAAGCGUUACGAUGACCGUGAACGUGACGUACCGGCACCGCCAUCCCCGCCCAACAUUAGCGAGCUAGAUCGCAAAGCCAGUUCUAGGUCUAGCAGCCGCUCCAACAGUCGCGACCGUAUGGACUUGGAGUACGACAACAAGUACGACAGCAGAGACAAACAUGACGACAACCAGGCCAUCAAUGCAUCCCCUGGGGACUGGUUCUGUAAGUGUGGGCUGUACAACUUCAAGCGGCGCCAGGUGUGCUACCGGCGGAACUGUCAAGGAAAGAGGUCGGAUGGCAUUGUGUAUGGAGGUGACAAUGACAGGAAUCUACUAUCAGAGAGUGCUGGCAUCACUAAACGAUUGUUGUUCAGAAGGUUGGAUGCAUUGACAACAGAGGAGAAAAUAUUAGAAGUUAUAAAAGAAAGAUGCUCAAAGACUGUUUUAGAUUCCAUCGCAGGCAUCACUAUUGGCAGAGAGACUUUAACUGGCGCAUCCAAGUGUUUGGCUUAUAUUAAUUUCAAUUCCAUUGCUGACUCUACAGCAGCUCACUCUGAGCUAGCUUCCCUGCAGCCUCCACUGGAGAUUGAUGGGAGAGAGGUUCUUGUCAGUUUCUAUAAUGAACCUAAGAAAAUUUCUAAACCUCCUAGUGCAGACUAUUCUUCCUACUAUGCUCAAAUGUCUAAUUAUAAUUCAUCAGCUCAGGCAAUGUCUGAGGCAGACAGAGUGAAUGCAGCUGCUGCAGUAGCUCAGUCUGCCAUAUCUGCAGCCCAGGCUCGCCACCUAGCGUGGACUCCUGUUAGUGUCCCAGUAUUUGUGACUUCUACUGCACAAACUGCCCCUACAGUGAAAGCUCCAACUGGUGAUGGCAAAACUGUGUAUAGUCCCCCUGAUGUUAGAACUUUUAUGUAUGAUGAGACUUCCGGGUACUACUAUGACCCAGCCACAGGUUUGUACUAUGAUGGUACUAGUCAAUACUUCUACAACAGCCAAACAAGCCAGUACAUGUAUUGGGAUGCUGCCAGCAAUACUUACAUAGCUGCUACACAAGCACAGCAGAACACUGAGCAGCCCAAACUGCCAAACCCACCCACAGCCACCACAGAGAACACCAUUGCGAAAGAGCCAGAGGAAAAGAAGAAGAAAGACAAAGAAGAUAAAGUCAAAGUUGCCAAAAAGAUAGCUAAAGACAUGGAGAGGUGGGCGAGAACUUUGAACCAAAAGAAAGAGAAUGCUAGGAGUAAUAUUGUUAUGGAACAGCCCCUAGAUGUAGGAGCCAGUAAAGGAUCAGCUGACAUAGGCUUUUCUGUGUUAGGCUCUGGUCCAUCUCUGACACAUGUCAGGGAGAUAUCUCCACCACCCACAGGAGACGAUUUUCUAAUGAAAAAAGUGUCUGACACUGAGAACACAUUUGAUAGUGAUGAAGGCAUUAUAGAUUGGAGCAAACUCACCUGUCUCAUUUGUAAGCGACGGUUCCCGUCUGCUGAUGUACUGAACAAACACAAAUCACUGUCAGACCUCCACAAACAGAACCUGGCCGAGUUCCGCAAGAAGAACGACCUGAUCCCGCAAAUGAACGGGUACAGAGACAGGGCCGCAGAGAGACGAAUGAAAUUUGGUGAAGACGAAACGCCCAUUAUACGCAAGCGGUACGACCCGCCGGACUCUAUGCCUCCACCGAUGGCGCCGCAUCCUCCACCAUCGGUCGUUGACACUAUCGGAGGUAAGAUGCUACAAAAGAUGGGCUGGUCAGAAGGCAGAGGGCUUGGUAAAGAAGAGCAAGGAAGAAUUGCUCCCAUUGAAGCUGAACAGCGCCCGAGUCUAGCAGGGCUGGGCCAGAAGCGGGGUAUCUAUACUCCCACCCCCGGGGAGACAUACAGAGACACAGUCAAAAAGCUAAUGAUAGCAAGAUAUAAGGAGGUUGUCGGACAAGAGGAAGGGAAAUAGAUGUUGGCGCUCAAAGCUCCUUCUGAGGGUCGUCACUCAGAAAUCACGACGUUCCAAAUGGUAAGUAUUGAAUCUGCCAGUCACACUACAUGUACCUAAUGUUGUUUGCUCCACAGCUGUGCUCAGGUAUUGUAUAUAAUGACGGAUGCAGACAGUGUCCAUUACACACAUGUUGCUCCACUCAUCAAGAUACAGGAGGUUCACUAAAUUCUUUUCUGUUACUUGUUUAGCAAAUGUGUUUCUUUAUUAUGGUGAUUGGCAUUUUUAGCAUUGUUCAACCUGACGUUAUUAUGAACUUAUUAGUUGUUAGGAUCAGGACUAUAAGAUUUUUAUUUUAGCACAGUAGGUAUUCUCAAUCAGUUUUUAUUAUUAGUUUAAAUAAAUCAGAGAUAUCGAUUUGUAUUUGGCUACAAUAAAAUUUAAUAUGAAACUGUGACCUUCUCAAUUACCUAGUGCUCAAGGAUAAUGUUAUUGAAGAAUGCUACCCAUAAAAGUAAAUUAUUCCGUCGUAUAAUUUCCUUUGUCUUUGAAUGAAUGCUACUUGUGGACUAGUUCCGAGUAACAAAUUGCUAAAAACGUUAACGCCAUGCGUCAUAGGUCUGUACAAGUCAAGCGAUGAAGAAACAGGACAUUGGACAGAUUGUGAUAGACUGUGACUGUAGUGUUGUGUAUGAAGAAACGGUGUGUAGACCGAGCCACGGCCGUUUACUGAUGAAUAUGACCAUUUACCUUACAGAGACUACAUGCCAGAUCCCGCAGCGAGUUGCCAAACAUUGUUACAAACCUGUAUACUCGUAGUUAAGGAUAUAGAUAGAUAGAUAGAACACCAAUUGUGAGAUUCAAACUUAAAGCAAUCCUUAGUGUUUACAUUCUAUGCUCCAACCUAGCUCGUAAAUGUAAAGUCUAUUUUUAUUUAUAUUUUAAAGAAUUAUAUCGAAAUGUUUAGUUAUUUUAUGUCAUAGCUAGUUGAAUUGUUAUGAGAAUAUAUUCAUAUAUUUAAAGACAAUGAAACUCAUUGCAUUUAUUUUUAGUUUGUUAUAUAUUCUAGAUAAUUGGCAGUUGAAUAAGUAAUUGUGGCAGGGUGAUACAUUAGCUUAAAGAGGAAUCCAUCGAGGUAGCAGGGCCUGCAUCCUGCUACCUGACUAGGGUGAAUAUAAAGGUUGUCAUGUUAUUCUAAAGUUAUUGCAAGUUAGUUACUAUAUAGAUUAAACAAAGAUCAACGAUUAGGUAACGCAAUAAUGACUACUAUCAGAAUACUAUGGAAAGAUAUUGAACUAUUAUUACCAUGUAAAUGAGCUAUGUACUUUAAUUAAUUAUAUAGAGACUAUGUCAUCGUUUUCCAAUGUAGAGACUGUUAGUAGCUCAACAAGCUCCAGUUGUUGUACAAACUGCGUUAGUACUUAGUUUAGAUCACAAGUGGCCGCGACGUUACGAUAUGUCGUCUGUGACUAAUAUAUUAGACAUUGCUCCAAAGCAACAAAGCUUACAAUCAGAAACGUUCCAAACCGUAUAAGAAACUGUAGUGGGUACAUUUUUCUUCCAUUAGUAUAAGUAAUUAAUUACCUCAUUUAGUGAACAUAUAACAAAUUGUCGGUUGCUCGGCAUAACGUAACGUUCGCGAUUUCAUGUUAUACUAAAGUGUUAAAAUCUAUUAUCUUUUGUAGAUAAACAAUGUGGAUGUGUGGUGUAGUUUAAAUGAACUAUUACAAAUAAUUUUGCAGGUUUUUUAGAUAGCUUAAGUUUUUAUUGAGCGUCCCUGUAUCUUGUAAAAAUAAAAUGUAUUUUAUUUUACUUUA
Messenger RNA from Spodoptera frugiperda (fall armyworm), 4202 nucleotides. Its product is annotated as RNA-binding protein 5-A. NCBI's taxonomy places the organism in Eukaryota, Metazoa, Arthropoda, Insecta, Lepidoptera, Noctuidae. Bases 208 to 2406 code for a protein of 732 amino acids. Gene Ontology annotation, biological process: mRNA splicing, via spliceosome. The transcript has 3 exons. The record is from RefSeq and is a predicted model, not a curated record. Gene Ontology annotation, molecular function: RNA binding. Gene Ontology annotation, cellular component: nucleus.